UAGAUUAUAUAUAAGAGUGAAACAUUAAAACCCACAAUAUCCUAGAGCUCAAGACGUCAUCUUCAAAUAACUUUUUUUGUCCUACCAACAGUCCAACACCCAAGAAUAUUAAAUUUACUAUCACAUAAAACAAAAGGAAGUAGGGAAUAUUCACAUGAUUUGCUGAUAAACCUUACGUCUUAAUUCAUUAAUCGACUAAUCGUUUCAGCUCUAAUAACAAAUUGUUAAAAUGUAUGUUCAGUUCUGCAGUGUUCCGUGUGGAGCAAUGGUGGCUACUUCAUCCUCCAGUCAUCAUACACUAGACAAUAGAAAGAUGUAAUGGCGCCAUCUACCGGCCAGUGUUAACAACGCCACUUGCAGUUCUCACUGCUUGUGACACAUUGAAUCGUCACACAUACGUUUUACUGUCUCACACAAAGCAGCUGUCAAGUCGUUUUACCUGACAAUAAUAAAUCAACUCCCAGACAGUAUUUUAACAUAGUAGUUUGCUUGAUACAUCAACUAAACAAAUUUUAAAAUGUAUUUAAGAUCUGAAAUGCAGCCUUUAGAACCGCCUGGUAGUCUUCUAAGAUGACUAAUAGUGCUUUUAAUUAAUGUCUUCCUGUGUGUAUUAAAGUAUUGUGCAGUCAACUGGCAUGUCACUGGUAUGGUAUAGUGUGCGCGCGUGUGUAUGUGCGCGCGCACGUGUGCGGUCCGUUAUUUUCCGGGUUGUGCUCAUCGCUAGCUGUAGUUGCUCUGCUUCAGCCGCCAGCUGACACUUGUACAGAGGAGGUGAGGUCAAAUUAGACUGUCUCUCUCUCUCUCCCUCUCUCUCUCUCUCUGUCUGUCUGUUAGAGAGGCUGCUAACUAGCGCAGAAUCAUCAUCAUCAUGGCGGAUCAAGGCGAAUCUCCGGCUCCAGUCCACCACCCGCAACCAGCGCUGACAACCAGCUGGCCAAUUACUAGGGAGUCGUACGAGCUGCAGGAAGUCAUAGGCAGCGGGGCCACAGCUGUGGUACAGGCAGCCCUCUGUACCCCCAGACAGGAGCGCGUCGCCAUAAAGAGAAUAAACCUGGAAAAAUGCCAGACCAGCAUGGAUGAGCUAUUGAAAGAAAUCCAAGCAAUGAGCCAGUGCAACCAUCCCAAUGUUGUCACUUACUACACCUCCUUUGUAGUAAAGGAUGAACUUUGGUUAGUCAUGAAGCUUCUGAGUGGAGGCUCUAUGCUGGAUAUAAUUAAGCACACAAGCAAAGAUGAGGACAGAAAUCGAGCGCUAGAUGAGCCCAUUAUUGCUACUAUAUUAAAAGAAGUCCUAGAGGGCCUGGACUAUCUGCACAGAAAUGGACAGAUUCACCGGGAUGUGAAAGCUGGGAACAUACUACUGGGAGAAGAUGGAUCUGUUCAGAUUGCAGAUUUUGGAGUAAGUGCCUUCCUAGCCACAGGGGGGGAUAUGACUAGAAACAAAGUACGAAAGACCUUUGUUGGCACGCCAUGCUGGAUGGCGCCGGAGGUGAUGGAACAGGUUCGAGGCUAUGAUUUCAAAGCAGAUAUAUGGAGUUUUGGAAUUACAGCCAUAGAGUUAGCAACAGGCUCUGCACCCUAUCAUCGCUACCCUCCCAUGAAGGUUUUAAUGCUUACCCUACAGAAUGAUCCACCCACUCUAGAGACUGGCGUAGAGGACAAAGAAGCACUCAAAAAAUAUGGCAAAUCAUUUAGAAAGCUAAUAACUAUGUGCCUUCAGAAGGAUCCUGCCAAAAGGCCUACAGCCGCAGAGCUUUUGAAGUGUAAAUUCUUCCAAAAGGCCAAGAACAAAGAAUAUCUGGUUGAAAAGCUUUUGUAUCGUGCACCAAAGAUUUCCCAGAGAGCGAAGAAGGACCCCGAGCAGAACUGGGGGAGCCUUGGUUCUAUGUCAGGUUUGGAAAAAAAACCCAACACCACCAGAUGGGUGAGGAGAGUCCCAGGCUCCAGUGGCCACCUGCACAAGACAGAGGAUGGAGACUGGGAGUGGAGCGAUGACGAGCUUGAUGAGGGCAGUGAGGAAGGCAAGGCAGCAGUGAAUCAGGGCAGGUCACGAAGGGUCAAAGAUGAGGCCAAAGAUGUCGAACCCUUUGAGGACAGACCCUACAUUCAAGGUGCUGUGAACAUGGUACUACGGCUAAGGAACUCUAGAAAGGAGCUGAAUGACAUCCGGUUUGAAUUCACUCCUGGGCGAGACACCGCUGAUGGCGUUUCCCAGGAACUGUUCUCGGCCGGCCUGGUCAACGGGCAUGAUGUUGUUAUUGUUGCUGCUAACCUUCAGAAGAUUGUAGAUGACCCAACUACCUACAGAGUGUUGACCUUUAAGCUGGCUUCUGGCUGCGACGACACGGAGAUCCCGGACGAAGUGAAGCUGAUCGGCUUUGCACAGCUAAGUGUUAGCUGAUGCCCUCUUCAUGGCUGAAGCAGGUGAGACAGGGGAGACAGUUCAGGGCAGACAGACUGAGGAACACACCACCACUUCCUGCAACAUCUUCCCCAACACCCUCCCUGAAAACUCACUCCCUCACCUUCCUUUCACCUUCCCUGAGGCCAAGCACCGCCCCGCCUACACCUCCUUAGCGCCGACUUCUCUGCUCACUGUCCCCUGACCUUUAACCUUAACAACAUUCCACCGCCUAGCGCACAGAGCGGGAUCAGGAUACAGCCCAGGAACCUAAAGAUGUACUCAGGUGGUGACAUAAGGUGAUUAAGAUGUAGCUUUGAAUGUUUUAUUUAUUUUUUAUUUUACUCAUUUUGGUUUUUACAUCACUAUACCUUUGUGUUCGGCAAAGCUCUUAUUAUUUAUUGAAAUGAGAAGGUAUUUUUAUUUUGUUUCUCAUGCUGUUUUGUUGCCACAGUGAAAACAAAUUUGUUUUGUCUCGCAUCUCACAAACACACUCAUUUGUGAUGUUUCCCUGAGGUCUUCGACAGAAUGUAAGAUUUUGUUAAUUUAUGGGGAAAAGCACAUUUUCAUAAUAACAUAAUGAAUGUCUAAAAAGAGAAUGAAUUGUAUUUCUGUGUCAAAACCUGUUUUACAUUGACAAGAAGGGACCCAUUUGCUUGAGUGUGCAGAAAAACAAAAUGAGACCUGGAUGCUACUGUGUAUAAUUUGCUGCUCUCGACAGUGCUAAUGCUUCAAAAUGUUAGAGGUGCCUUGUUCAUUUUUCUGUGCCUAAGAACGUAGUCAAUGAGUGAGACCACACAAAGAGCAGAGCCCGCUGAUUCAUUUCACAAAUGUAUUAUUCCAGCAAUGACACAAGUCAAGUAUCUUAACUUAAUGAGACAAACUACAAUGCACUUUUGGGCUGAGUGUGUGCACCCGACAAGCAGAUACUUAGCCCCUGGAGACAAGUUAAUGUGUGCUUUUGUCAUUGGACAUAUAAAACAUAACAGAACCUGUAGUCAUGUAAUCUGCUCUGGCUGACGUGCAUUCAGAUGCCAGGUUAAUAGACAAAACCACAACAGUUUAAUUUUCUUGCUCUGUCCUGCUGCACUACAAAGCCUUUUGUUCCCAAAAAUAUAGUAGUUUCUUCUAGUACUGUAUGACAAUGCAUCUGAGGAUAAAACCAAAAGGCAACUAUUGAAAGGGUGACAAGCCAUUUGUUUGUCCAAACAAGUCCAGUAGCUCUAAAUUAUUUUUAAGUAUUGAGGUGGUAAAUAUUAACUUCUACUAAAUUCUUUAAUAUGAAGUAAUUUAUUGUGUUUUCUAUGUAUAGUAUGUGUACCAUUUCAGCAUAUUACCCCUGUUCCCUCUGUAAUCAGCUGAUGUCAAAUUUCUGACAAGGAGCAACAAUAAAGAAUUGCUAUUAUUUAAAAA
Messenger RNA from Siniperca chuatsi (mandarin fish), 3814 nucleotides. RefSeq names its product serine threonine kinase 39 (gene stk39). The record is from RefSeq and is a predicted model, not a curated record. Gene Ontology annotation, biological process: protein phosphorylation. Bases 869 to 2401 code for a protein of 510 amino acids. Gene Ontology annotation, molecular function: ATP binding; protein serine/threonine kinase activity. The transcript is spliced from 18 exons. NCBI's taxonomy places the organism in Eukaryota, Metazoa, Chordata, Actinopteri, Centrarchiformes, Sinipercidae.